GACGCCUUGGUCUCCGAGGGGUCUUCGACAGGACAAAGACAUCGGGGGCAGGCCGGAAGGUCAGAUGGGUCUAGAACGGCAUGGCUGGUGGAGCCCAAGUGGCUAGAGAAAGGGUAUCUCAUCUGGAAGUCGGAUGGCUUUUCUUUCGAAAGGGACUACCUGGUUCCGAGGGCCUCUAGGUCUUUCAACUCGUGCCGGCCAGUGAUGUCGUCCUUCUCCGACCAGGCUACCCUGGCCAAGCUACUGGCAGCUCAGCUCAGGGUCCCGCAGUGGGAUGGCAGCAAGUGGAUGCUCUCCGCAGACGUUCUGUUUGAGGACAAGCAGUUACUUGCAAUCUUCUCGGAACACAGUGAGCGCAACCUGAUUGCUUCUUUAGCCUCUGCCUCUGGAAUCGACAGAGAAAGACGAUCUUACAUAGGCAGAUGGCAUGUUGUGGAAGCAAGCGACGAGUACAUCAGGUCGGCGUGGAGCGUGGUUACCUCGCUGCAGUCCCACGUGGUUCAGGCCCUAUGUGACGACCGACAAGGUUUGGUCGACUUCAGCUUAGAUCUGAUAGAAGCGCGGUUGCUGGAGAUAGGCAUCGAGAGCCAGGCACAACAAGCAAUCCUCAAAGUAUGGAGCACACCAGCGGGCUGGCAGGCAUGGAGGGCGGCGCAGGUGUCCAGUUCAUCGACUACAUCAUCGUCGCUCCCGGACGUGCCCGAGAGGUCCAGCGCUGAGCAUGAAGCCUUCGCAUACUUUGUGACAGUGGUAGGGCACUGUUUCCCUCCCGAGAGGGCAGAGCCCGAGGAGGAGGCUUCAUCAAUUUCGUCCAGUACGGACGAUGAGACGGGCGAGGUCGUUGCUAAAGGACCUCAUCGCACUUUUCCGGCCAUGGCCGCACCGGUGGCUCUGACUGCAGCGCAGCAGGGGCAUGUGCAGAAGCUCGCGUCGGAUCUGCUUUUCCUUUUGCAGGAUGCGGGCGUUGUGUCCACGUUGCAAGCACGACUAGGAGAGCUGAACGUGGUCUCAGUGGCCUUGUUCGCGGGGCUUGAUGAGGACAGGGCUGAAGUUCGGGCGGCCCUGGCAAAGGACCUCCCUUUGGAUGUGACGGCAAGUACGGAGAACGGACUGGAGAUGGCAAAGCUUCUCACGGCCUGGGAGGCAGCACGGCUUCAGAUGCAGGCCAUACAGCGCAACCAGGCCGAGUCCAAGCUUGGGGUGCAGCAGCGUGUCUUGCGCCCUACCGAACAUCAAGCCAUGCGGCGAGCAGUGGAGGCAGUCCUGGGGGCGCUGCAGGACAAAGAAUGCCCGAGCAAACAGGUCAUCGCGAACAAGUUGGAGAUGAUCGAAUCUAAUAUGCCUUGCGCUGAGCUGCUGACAGAGAUAGCUUCGGUGGAAGAUGCCGAAACAGAAACUUUCGAAGCCAAGAUUGACCUAGUCACCAACACCUUGAAGAUCAAAAGCGGCAAGCAUACCGUCGCUGCGCCUUCCACUCCAGAAGAGCUACGUCUUCGUCACAGGAAGUUCAGCGAUUACAUCUUGGGUAACAAGGUGGCCGGCCUCGUGUCAGGUAAUCGCAGUCCACCUUGGAACUUGGUGCUCUCCUUUGAGCAUGAGGCAAGGAGGGCAGUGCACCGCUGGCUCCGUGACGGGGACUGCGCCAACUUCCAUGAUGCAUUCAAGAGGGCAACUUCGGAUGUGGAGCUCCUUAAUCGGCACUUGGUCAUUCCGUUCUCACUUAACGUUUCUUCGCCUGCUAUCCCCGCAUUCCCUCCUGUGCCGCCAGCGACCUUUGAGAGACCUCCUAAAGGCCCUGGCAAAGGAAAGGGAAAGACUGCAGCAAAGGCCACAGCUUCCGCUCAAGCAAAGUCCGGCAAGCUCACUAAGGCCACGGAUGGUACACCGAUCUGUUGGAAGUUCAACAGGCAAACACCCAUAUUUCGCGUGCAAGCAUGUGAAGCGGCCAGCCGGCGCGGUGACCAACGCACCGGACGCCGCUCCCUGACAGAUGACGACCGACGAGGUCAGAACCUGCUGUCGGAUGACGUUUGGCUGCCUCUUCUGCGGAGAAUCAAGAAUGGACCUAAGCCUCUGCGAAGCAGUGAUUGGCCCACUGGAUUUCCCUUGUUGAAGGGCGCAGACAAGCUCAAGGUGGACGAGGGCACGGAGUUCAUUUCCCGUUCGCUGGAGAUUAUCCAAGUGGCUCACCAACAUCGUGUUCCUUGGCUCAUCGAGCAUCCAGAAGAUCUCGGGCCCACUGCCCGCGGCACCCCAGCAUCCAUCUGGUCCUGGGAAGUUUCACGGCGCAUCUUUGUCAAGCUGCAAGCCACCACUGUUGCUCUGCAUCAAUGCGCGUAUGGCUCAGACUUUCGCAAGCCUACCCGCUUCACGGGAACGUGGCAUGGUCUGCCUACUCUGGGCUUUCAGUCUUCAGAAAUGGGCAGUACGGGGACAGCACCUACCGCGGCCUACGGCCCUGGCCUCUGCAAAGCUUUGGCGGUGCUGGCUCUCAAAACCGCAGCCUCUUCCAAGUCGAGAAAGGGGGGUGAGAUCGCUACGGAUGAGGCUGUGUUGACUUCAGCUUCGGCUACGCCCUUGGAGGAUGUGGAGAAGCUGGCUGCCAGUCUCCUGGACAAGGGUGCAGCCCCUACCAAAGAACAGCUGCUGCAGAUCUUUGAGCUCCUCCCAGGGGAGACGCCUUCGAGGGGCCAGGCGGAGGAAGACUCCAAAUCGUUCAUUGUUGGAUCUUAUUCCAUUGGAGGCGGGCUGGCUGGGAUCAGACGGAACACGAGAAGUUUCCUCUCAGUGACCAGGCUUCUGUGUGGCUUUGUCAAAUCUUUGGCAGAAGACUUUCUUUUCUCUUGUGUGGGGCUCUUUAGGAAUCUCCGCACUAGGCCCCACAAAGAUUCUGGUAACCAAAAGGGGACCUUGAAUUUGGUGACAGCGCUCGAGCCUUUCGUUGACGGCGGCAUUUGGGUGCAGUCAGAUCGGGGCACCCAUCCAUGCCCCUUCGAGGAGAUCGCUGACAAGGGCACUUUGCUGGGUCUGGAGACCGGACAUGUCGUCUUUGAUUCCCGCAGGCUGCACUGCACUCAAAGCUGGAAGGGAAGACGUACCGUCCUAGUGGCUUUCACUUCGCGCUUAGGCCCGGCCCUUUCGCUGGAAGACAGGGAUUGGCUUGGCGACCUCGGGUUCAACCUGAAGGAGAGCGGAGAUGAACGGGAUGACCCGAUGUGGGACAAGGCGUCCCGAAAGAGGCCACCUGACACGGCCGCGAGCGGCGGGAUGGAGGAGUUGACGUCGGGCCCGGAUUCAGAGGACGAAGAAGACUCUGGAUCCACGUCUGAGGAGGAUGAAGACGGUCACGUCAAGCCAAAGAGAGGAGACGGGGUGCUGGGAUAUGGCGAAUUCAUGGACGUGCUCCUCAAGCUCAUCGGCGAGAGGGUGGAUGCCAGGAAGAUAGCUUGUCUUCUUGCCACGGGCAAAUGCAAAUCCUGCCCCUUCCCUGAGGGCCUGAUUCUGGCGGGAAGGGAGCUCCUCUUCUCGAAGCUGCGGGCCUGGGGUUCACAGGAGCCACUGGGACAGGUUCCCGAGAGACAGCCCUUCUUCCUGUACGCCAUCUUGGAGAUGCUAAGACUGGCGGAUGAUCCGGACUGGAGGCAAUACACGGUAGCCACGCACUCGUAUGCUGCUGGAGUGCCCCUGCGGGUUGAUUACAGGAUGCCGCGUAAUCCUGCGCUCUUCGGGCGGAAGCUCAAGCACCGGGAUUACACAGGCCUCGGGGGGGAUCCGGGCGGCAGCUGGAGAGAGAACUACAGUUCAGUGGAGCCCUACGUGGAACAAGUGGAAAAGCAAUUCGAGGACGAGAUCCGCUUGGGGUCCAUGAUAAAGCUGGAACCAGAAGAGGCGGUCCGGCGAUUCGGCUCCAAGCUGGCAGUGGCAUCUCUAGGAGCGGUGCCAAAGCCGGACAAGACGGUCCGAGUCGUCUUCGAUGCCACCCAUGGCCAGCACAUCAAUGACUCCGUCCGAGUUCGUGACCAGCAAUCUCAUCCGACUGGGGCGGAUCUCAAAGCCACAUUGGAAUCCCUGCCUUUCGCCGCUUUCUCGCUCAGCGGGGAUGUUUCCCGUGCGCGCAGGCUCAUACGGGUCAGGGAAGCAGAUUGGCCCCGACAAUCGUGUCGGGCACGGAAGGGCGGGAGUAUCUUUACAAACGCUGUCGGAACGUUCGGAGUAGCGUCAGCGAGCUACUGGUGGUUCCGCAUGAUGGCAGGACUCGGCAGACUCCUCUACUAUGCUCAUGGAAAGGACGAGACCACCCUCCUUUCUUACGUCGACGACCUCUUAUGGUUGACGCAGUCAGCCGAUGGUUUGGUGCGCAUCGUGGCAUCCAUCUUGCUACUCACCAUUCUUGGCAUGCCGUUUGCGUGGCACAAAUUUUCCGGGGGCAAGGAGCACGACUGGAUCGGGUUUGCGCUUUGUGUCCCCUCACGCACCAUUGGAAUCUCGCUUUCGAGGUCUGACUGGAUUGUCAACUGGAUUCGGAAAGUGAGAGCGGAUGGUAUGGUACGUAUUUCGGAUCUUAAGUCUGUGCUGGGCAGGCUUUCAUUCGCAUUUUCUGUGAUACCUCUUCUUCGGCCGUUUCUGGGGCCCAUCUAUGCGUGGACCUCGGCCACUCAAGCGCUGCGCACCCUCAGGUUGCCAAAGGCCAUCGAACUGAUCCUGAGCUUUCUGCAGACGUGCCUGGAGCAGGGCAUGCGUCGGGUCACGAUCGGGCGGCAGCUGGGUCCGGUAGCAGAGCUCUUCAGGACGGAUGCCAGAGCACAAGGCAGUGAGCUCUGGGUAGGAGGCUGGUGUUGUGCGGACGAUCCUGACCCCCGAAACUGCAGGUGGUUCAGCGAAAGGAUCGAUCAUCUGAAGUUCCCGAUCUUUUACAUGGCGGGGCAAUCCUACCGGUCCAUCUCUGCUCUUGAGCUGCUGGCUACGCUGAUUGCAGUGAUCUUGCUUAAACCGGAGGGGAAGGCUUCUGGGGUCAACGUUUGUUCGGCUUCUACCGACAAUCGCGGCAACUCCUUUGUCACGGCUAGGUGGCUCACCACGGCUUUCCCUCUCAAUGCCGUGUUGAUGGAGUUGGCGGCGGUCCUGCAAAAGAACUCUUUGGCCCUGGAGUUGCAUUGGGCCCCGAGGCUGCAGAACAAACUGGCGGACGCACUGUCAAAUGGUGUUUACUCCGCUUUUGACCCUCAGCUGAGAUUGCGGUUCGACUUCGAAAGUUACAAGUCGCUGGUACUGCAUGAACUCAUGGGCUUGGGUUCGGAGCUGUACGGUGAAAUCAAAGAACACAAGGCAAAGCUCGUCUCGAGAAGAGCGGUCAAGCUAAGAAAAGGUGAGCGGCUCAGGGAUAAUGAUCCUUGGAAAUAG
Symbiodinium pilosum is the source of this 5400-nucleotide messenger RNA. NCBI's taxonomy places the organism in Eukaryota, Dinophyceae, Suessiales, Symbiodiniaceae. The record is from the annotation of a GenBank genome assembly.